UUAGAGUGUGUGUGUGUGAUUAGAGAGUUAGUGUGUGAUUAGUGUGUGUGUGAGAUGCUCUUGGAGAACUCUCUAUAUACGGAACUUUAAUUAUUAAAGCUUUAUUAAACUGAGAGAGGGUGAGAGAGCUCCAGAUGGACUCGUGUGACUGCUGGAUCCCGGUCGUGUGUCGCACCUGUAAAGUCAUCGUGCUCGGAGACGCAGGUGUCGGGAAGACGAGCCUCACUCACCUGUACUGCACUGGACACUUCCCAGGGAAAACCGACCCCACAAUCGGGGUGGACCUCCGGGAGAGACUGCUGUACCUGCGCGGCGAGAAGAUCAAGGUGCAGCUGUGGGACACUGCGGGUCAGGAGCGCUUUCGGAAGAGCAUGGCCCAGCACUACUACCGCAACGUACAUGCGGUCGUCUUUGUCUACGAUGUUACAAAUGCGGCUUCGUUCCGCAGUCUGCCCCUCUGGAUGGAGGAGUGUCAUCAACACUCAGUUGGACCUGACGUCCCCCGUGUACUUGUGGCUAACAAGGCUGACUUGGUGAACUUGGGCAACGCAUCAACUGUUGAGCAAGCACGGCACUUAGCUGAAGUUCACUCAAUGUCCUUUUACCUCUGUUCAGCUAAAAGUGGCAGCAGAGAGCAGGUGGACGCCAUCUUUAGUAAACUGGUACAGCAGAUCAGUAGACAACGACGAAAAGGAUCAGAAUCAGACAGGGCUUUCAAACUUACACCAAAAGCCAACGCAGAGGAAGAGAAAAAGGAGAAAUGGACCUGCAAUUGCUGACGGAGUGGAUUAUGGGUGAAAUGAGGACAUUCUUGGCUGUCUUUUAUUUCAGACUUCCCUUGCACUAAGCUAGUCAGCUAAUUGGGUCACAUAGUUAGCGAGCUGGUUCCGGUAGCGUUAUGUUGUUAUUUUAUAUUGUUACAUGUAAGUAGCACCUCAGUCCUGGAGGAACGUUGUUUCGUUUCACUGUGUACUGAACUCUAUAUGGUUGGAAAGACGACAAAAGACUUGA
Messenger RNA from Clarias gariepinus (North African catfish), 1011 nucleotides. It is a transcript of the gene rab33bb, whose product is annotated as ras-related protein Rab-33B. Gene Ontology annotation, cellular component: endosome; Golgi apparatus. Bases 135 to 779 code for a protein of 214 amino acids. The transcript is spliced from 2 exons. Lineage: Eukaryota; Metazoa; Chordata; Actinopteri; Siluriformes; Clariidae. The record is from RefSeq and is a predicted model, not a curated record. Gene Ontology annotation, molecular function: GTP binding; GTPase activity.